Messenger RNA from Seriola dumerili (greater amberjack), 785 nucleotides. Its product is annotated as diamine acetyltransferase 1-like. The record is from RefSeq and is a predicted model, not a curated record. Lineage: Eukaryota; Metazoa; Chordata; Actinopteri; Carangiformes; Carangidae. The transcript is spliced from 6 exons. The coding region runs from base 144 to 653 and encodes 169 amino acids. Gene Ontology annotation, molecular function: N-acetyltransferase activity.
CGCAGCCCAUGCCAUUCUGUAUAUGCUGGUUUUCUAUUCAUUGUCGGGGGGUGAACUCCUGAGGAGCGGAUGAAGAAACAAAUUUUGCUUUUAUUCACAUUCAGAGGACUAGUAAGCAAAGGGAAAAAGGGUAAAAGGAGAAAAUGGCCAAUUUUAUAUUACGGACAGCUGAACCCAGGGAUGUGUCUGACAUCCUGCGACUCAUAAAGGAACUUGCUAAAUUUGAAGAGAUGGAGGAGAAGGUCAGGCUGACAGAGAAAGAUCUACUUGAAGACGGCUUUGGGGAUCAUCCAUUCUACCACUGCUUGGUCGCGGAAGUCCCAAAGGAGCAGAGUUCAGAUGGGUACACUGUGAUUGCUUUUGCCAUGUACUACUUCACAUAUGACCCAUGGAUUGGAAAGCUCCUGUACUUGGAAGACUUCUAUGUCAUGCAGGAGUUUCGAGGUCUCGGCAUUGGUUCACAAAUCCUGAAGGUUUUGAGCGAGACGGCCGUGAAGACUCGGUGUAGCAGCAUGCACUUCAUCGUAGCAGAAAACAACACAAAGUCAAUUGAGUUCUACAAGCGAAGAGGAGCAGCUGACCUCUCCUCCGAGGAGGGCUGGCGUCUUUUUGAGAUUGAAAAAGAGGAGCUGCUGAAAAUGACUGCCAAAUAAAGUUUACUGUUAAUUGACUUGUACUGACUGUUGGUGAUGGCAAGAAUCCUGCUAUGAGUGAUUUGGCACAGUCUGAAAUACAUUUACCAAUCACCUGUUACCUUCGAUAAUAAACUGCUUUUGCUCAUCUCA